This is a messenger RNA of Talpa occidentalis (Iberian mole), 4830 nucleotides long. Its product is annotated as zinc finger protein 717-like. Bases 437 to 2230 code for a protein of 597 amino acids. Gene Ontology annotation, biological process: regulation of DNA-templated transcription. Lineage: Eukaryota; Metazoa; Chordata; Mammalia; Eulipotyphla; Talpidae. The record is from RefSeq and is a predicted model, not a curated record. The transcript is spliced from 6 exons.
UCGCCGGGCCGCCGCUCGCGCUGCCGCCGCGCGGCACCUGAGAGGACUUUGUCUCUGAAGGUGUGAGGUGAAGGGGUUCCCGGGCCCUGGGGCCGCGGGGCGGCUGGACAGGGACGCUACUGACAGGUGCCCGAGCGGCUGAGUCAGGAGUCCGGUGGCCGCGCACGGGGAGGAAGACGCUCACCUCACACGACCAAGCAGGUGCUGCUGCUGCUGCCCAGAGCGGACAAGAUCGGGCGCUGCCCCCUCCAGCAGCUGAGCUGAGAUGCCGGGAGCUUGACCUGAGCUGAGCUGAGGGGUAUUGUGCAGAGCACUGUGGACAGGAGCAUCUGGGGCCGAGGAGCAACCCACGCCAGGCCUUGCACAUCUGCUCCAUUUGCGUCCUCUUCCCAACCUCACCUCCAGACUCCUGGAUGCAUCCUAAGAGCAACGGACAAUGAAUAAGUCUCUGGGGAUGGUGUCAUUCGAGGAUGUGGCUGUGAGCUUCACCUGGGAGGAGUGGCAGGACCUGGACGAUGCUCAGAAGACCCUAUACCGGGAUGUGAUGCUGGAGACCUACAGCAGCCUGGUGUCCUUGGGGCACUGUAUCACAAAACCUGAGGUGAUUGUCAGGAUGGAGCAAGGAGCAGAGCCAUGGACUAUACAAGAACCCCCAAACCAGGGCCUCUCAGAUGUCCAGGCCAUGAGUCACCUGAUCCAAGCCAAUCAGGAAAAUCAAGGCAUACAUUUGUGGCAAGUUCUAAUUACCAACAGCAAAACAUCAACUAAGGAGAGAACUUAUUUGCAGAAAAUGUUUUACUUGGGCUCAAUCCAUAUUUCAAACCUAAUUAUAAAUAAUGAAACAUGUUCAGAAAUGAUGCCUGAGGAGUUUCAUGUGUGUGAGAACAUGUUUCCCACGGAGGAAUCUGAUGAGAUUCAUGCUGGAGAGAAAUCUGAGGGCCCUAAAACAACCAGGAAGUCUCUCAACUAUCCUGAGCAUCCUGUUGUCCAUCAGAUGAUUCAAACUUUGGAACAGCCUUUUGAAUUUAGUGAACAAGGGAGAGCCUUGAACAAAGAAUCAAUAUUCUUUACACAUAGGAGGGCUCUAAUGGGAGAAACUGCCUGUAAAUAUAAUGGGACAGACUGUGGUAAGUUAGCUCUUGUUGGCCAAGAGAGAAGUCACAUGAGGAAGAUGCACUACAAGUGUAAUGCAUGGAGGGAGAUCUUUCUGGAGAAACCAAUAGAGUUAAUUCUUUGGAGAGAUUUUGAAGAUAAACACCAAUAUAAUCAAAAUAGGAGUUACAGCAGCAAGAAAUUAUACCUUACUCAGCUUCAGAGGUCUCAAUUAGGAGGGAAAAAAAUUGACUAUAACACAUGUGGUAAAACUGCCUGUAGAAGUUCUGUUCUCAGUAACAAUAAGAAUAUACAAACAGCUGAGAAAUCUCAUGAAUGUUUGAAAUCUUGUGAGAAGUCAACACUCAGAGAAUUCUCACAGGACAGAAACCGUAUGAAUGUAAAGAAUGUUGGAAGGCUUUCUUCCAGAAAUCAGCUCUUAAUGGACAUCAGGAAACUCACACGGGAGAGAAACGCUAUAAAUGUGAAGAAUGUAGGAAAACUUUCUACUGGAAGUCAGCCCUCACCAUGCAUCAGAGAACUCACACAGGAGAGACACCCUAUCAAUGUCAGGAAUGUAGGAAAACUUUCUCUCAGAAGCCAGCACUCACAGUGCAUCAGAGAACUCACACGGGGGAAAAACCCUAUCAAUGUCAAGAGUGUAGAAAAACAUUCUAUUGGAAGUCAAGUCUCACCAUACAUCAGAGAACUCACACAGGAGAGAAACCCUAUGAGUGUCAAGAAUGUAGGAAAACUUUCUCUCAGAAGCCGACCCUCACUGUACACCAGAGAACUCACACAGGAGAGAAACCCUAUGAGUGUAAAGUAUGUAGGAAAAAUUUCUACUGUAAAUCAGACCUCACUAAACAUCAGAAAACUCACACAGGAGAGAAACCCUUUGAGUGUAAAGUAUGUUGGAAGGCUUUCUACUGGAAGUCAGCCCUUAGUGUACAUCAAAGGAUUCACACGGGAGAGAAACCUUAUGAAUGUCAGGACUGUAGGAAGACUUUCCACUGGAAGUCAGCUCUUACUAGACAUCAGAGAACUCAUACAGGAGAGAAACCUUAUGAAUGUAAAGAGUGUAGGAAAACUUUCUGCCAGAAGUCAGACCUCAGUGUUCAUCAGAGAACUCACAUGAGAGAGUCCCUGUGAAUGUCAAGUGUGUAGGAAAACUUGCUGCUGGAAAGUAGCCUUGACACCAGAGAGCUCACACAUAUGUCCUUCUAUUUGGCAGAGACCGACCUUGUGUUUAGCAAUACAGUAUUUUUCUGUUGCAAAAACAACCUCCCUUUGCUAUGGUUGAGACCCUGUAACUGAAAUCUGGACAGCAGACUGUGAACACCAGCAAUGAAUAUUACUUCCAUGCUGGGCCAAAAAGUAGUUUACUAGGUUUUUCAGGCCUUGUGUUCCAGAAGGAUAAGUGACCUGCCACUUUGCCUUGGGAAGCAGAGGGCAAAGAUGGCACCAUGAUUUAAGGCAAGGGGUUGUGGUGAGCAGUUUUCCAAACUACCUCAACAGUCUCCAUUUGAACUUUGUCUGAGAAAUACUUUGUUGAGCCCUUUGGUAUGAGAUCUAUCUGCAAUACUACCAGCCCAUUGUAGCCAGUUUUUCUUUUCAAUUUAGUCCAGCUCUCUGGAAAACGUUACCAGUCUUUGUGCAGGAAAUUUACACAGGAAGAAACUGUGUUGUCAUCUUUAAAGUCAAUGGAUGAGGGCCUCCCUGGUGGCGCAGCAGUUGAGCAUUGGGUUGCAAAGCUGCCUGCAGCCUCUGUGGUGCUGGUUCGAUCCCUGGCUGCUCCCCAGCCACCGGAGGAGGGUCCCACAUGGCACGCAGACCUUUCCUGCCACCCGCUGCUCCCCUCAGCAGUGUACUUCGGUCCUUCUGCCUGUUCUGCUCCCCACUCUGGCUCUGGUGAAUUCUCUCACCCUCCCGCACUUCUGACUGUACCCAGUGCUUGUAUGAAUAAAUAAAUAAAUAAAUAAAUAAAUAAAUAAAUAAAUAAAUAAAUAAAUCUAUCUUUAAAAAAAAAAAAGUCAAUGGAUGAGAAAAUCAAAUGAUAGGAAGAAAGAAAAAUGCAACAAGUAGUGAAUGCCUUCAUCAUGCAGAGACAAGUCAUGGAGCAGUAAGACUAAAUUAAGUUUAUAAGUAUUUUUAGUGUAUUUUCAACAAAAUUUCCAAGUUUAUGUGUACCAAAAUUUAUGUUUUUUUAAAGAUUUAUAUAUGUAUACAAAACGGGUGUGGGCCAGAGGUGUGGGGGUGAGAGGAUUAACCAGAGAUUAGAGAACAGAACAGGAAGACUGACUGAUAUCCACUGCUGAGGGGAGCAGCCGGGGGACAGGAGAGGUCUGCUGCGCCCUGUGGGUAGCUCCCUGGCCGGGAAUCAAACUUGUGCUUCAGUGGCUGCAAUAGUUUCAUAGUGCUGAGACUUAACCCCUUGUGCCACCAGAGAGGCCCCCCUGUAUCAGAAUUUCUAAUGAAGUUAAGGUAAUUUGGAUGAAAAAUUUCAGGCAGAAAUGUUAAAUAUUGUGUUCAAAAGUUUUAAAAAAUAGCACAGAUCAGUGGUUCUCUGUAGGGUUUGAUUUAACCUGCAAGCCAGCAUUUUGCAUCCAUACUCCUAGUUCUAGCACAGUGUAAUUUUUGUUCUUUGUACUGUUUCUUCUUUUUUGUUCACUGCAGUUGUAGAGCCUGUAUGAAGAUUACAAGGGGUGGGGAGAUAGACUCUGCCUAGUGACAGGCACAUCACAGGAGUACAGGAUGGGUCAUAUUAGUGUGGCUGUGACUGGAAAUACAGAAUGACACUGUCCACUUUUUGACCAUAAACUCCAUGUACCUUCCAUGUGCACCUGUGUCAGGUCUCCCAAAUAUUCUCAAAGCCGUGGUCUCAAAAUUUAGGACCUUGUCAUACGUACUCGCCUCAGAUACUUACCAGUGCUUUGAGCAUAGUUCCUUGUGUGUGGUCACUCUUAAUCUGAAUAUAUUUUACCUGAGUGACCAGUUUCUUCAUUUGUACACACUUAAUGUGUGAUUUUGGUGUGAAAAGUCAACAGUUGUGAAAUGUUCUUUAAAUUGGAUUGUGGAGCUAUAUAGAAAAAUUGUAUUUUCUGUCUCAUUUGAACUGGGCUGAACACCACUGAGCUGAACCAAAGACCUUUGUACUGGAUCAAAUGCAACUGUAAUAAGAACCCAUCAAGCAAACAAUGAUUUGCGAAGACUCCAGAAUCAUUAAAACUGAAAAUUAUGAACUUUUAGCCUAAUGCCAGAAACUCAGUUUCCCUUUCAGCACUUCUGGGAAACCAGUAACCAAUUAUCUGUAUCCAAAAGAAGUUAAAGCUUGUUGAAUAAUCACCUCCUCAAUCACAUACCAUCUCCAUAUUUUCUUCCCAUUAAAAACUCUCAAAUUGAUUCUUCCUCGAAGCACAGUUUAGGUUUCUCCCUGAAUCUCUGUACUCUGCAUUCAGUCUCUGAUCCCAAAUAAGCUUGAUUUACAUUUCAGUGCGCUGAAUUUUGAGGUUAACCACGGCCCAGGCUCAGGAUUCCAAGACAGUCCGGGGAAGAGAAGGAGAUCCCGAGGCACUUCGCCACUGCUGAUCUGAAGAGCUCUGAAGUCUCGUGUGGCGCAGCAUCAGUUCCUUGAGGGGGCUGAGGUGCUUCUGCAAAUGAUUCCAAGCUACUGUGUUCCACCAGCCUCCCUCUUCAGCAAGAUGUCAGAUUUUCUUUUUUUUUUUUUUUUUUUUUAGG